This is a messenger RNA of Xenopus laevis (African clawed frog), 3217 nucleotides long. Its product is annotated as transmembrane protease serine 9. NCBI's taxonomy places the organism in Eukaryota, Metazoa, Chordata, Amphibia, Anura, Pipidae. The coding region runs from base 593 to 2632 and encodes 679 amino acids. The record is from RefSeq and is a predicted model, not a curated record. The transcript has 9 exons.
CUGUAGUGCCUCUUAGUUACCCCUAAGCAGCACAGAAAUUGUGUCGUUUGGGUCUGUUGUAGCACAAAAGUCUUUCCCUAAUCCGAUUGCUGAACUGCUGUGGGUUAGUUCUCAUCCUUGUACAGUCAACUGGUUAAAGAGCUAAACAGGUAAUAAUAUCAGUAAUCUUCUGAAAAAUUAUUCAGUCUUCUAGUUUAUGGCCGGCUUAUGUCUCUAUGUGUGUCAUAGUCCAAAAGAUGGCACAGUUUUAUAGAAUAUGGGAAUCCCUAGCCAUUGUAGACCCUUGGCUAAUGGUGGAACCUCCCAAUGGGCUGCACAAUGACAACAUGAAGUGGGUUAAAACAAACAGAAAUCCGGUAUGUCUGUCACUUUGUUCUUGCUAUUACUCUACACAAACUGGUUUGUUCACAUUCCCAAGGACAAGGAAGGGGUAUACACACACACACACACACAUAUAUAUAUAUAUUCCAACCCUGUCUACAAUGUGGCACACAAAAGAAUAAAGCACAGACACUGGAGUCUGAGGAGCACACCAUUGGGAUCAUCUCAUUAUAUAAACCACAACUCAGCAAAUCCUUAACUUGGAAGAGCAAUGGCAUUCUGGGAGUAUCCAGGGGUCGUCCUACUUCUUCUAGUUACAUCCUCUCCCAUUUGGUUGGCCACCACCGUCUACUCUGCUCCAGCUUGUGGUUCUCCCAUGGUCUCAAGUAGAAUAGUGGGAGGUACGGCUGCCACAAACGGAGCGUGGCCCUGGCAGGUCAGUCUGCGCUACCAAAAGUCACAUAUAUGUGGGGGUUCAGUGAUCUCCAAUCAGUGGAUUAUGACAGCUGCUCAUUGCUUCCAAAACUCCUUGUUUGCAUCCCAGUAUCAAGUUCGGCUGGGUGCAUACCAGUUAUCUCUCUCAAGUCCUAAUGAGAUCAUAUCCAAUGUGGAGAGCAUCAUUGUGAACUCCAAGUACAACAAGGACACUAACUUUGCAGACAUUGCUCUAGUGAAACUAACAAGCCCCAUUACCUAUACCAAGUACAUACUACCUGUCUGCCUACCUUCAACUUCAGCCAACUUCACUGAAGGCAUGGAAUGCUGGGUAACUGGAUGGGGCACAAUCAACUCUUCAGUGAGCCUUCCAUAUCCUCAAACUCUCCAGCAGGUGAUGAUCCCUCUUAUUAGCAGGAACACAUGUGAUCAGAUGUACCAUAAUGGCACCAAGACCAGUUCCAGUGUUACCAUAGUUCCAGUAGACCAGAUCUGUGCUGGUUAUGCAGAUGGUCAAAAGGACUCAUGCCAGGGAGACUCCGGGGGACCCCUUGUCUGUAAAUUACAGGGAACCUGGUAUCAAGUUGGCAUUGUGAGUUGGGGAAAAGGAUGUGCCCUUCCAAACUACCCUGGGGUUUAUACCCAGGUAGCUGCUUACCAGCCAUGGCUCUCGACAUAUAAUGCAACAACUGAUUUUUUAACCAAAGCAGAUGCUGCCGCCAGCACAGUUAGUGCAGUCACAACAACUUAUGUGGCUUCCACAGAUGAUAUGAGCACCAUGCUUAAUGUAGCCAAUGUCAAUAUUCAAGCUAAUAAAGUGACAGUAGCUAAUGCUAAUACUCUAUUUAAAUCCUCUUCGCCGACUCUAAGUAUAUCAGUGCUAUUACUUGGCUCCAGUGUACUUCUGUGUUGGCGACUCACAACUGACCAUUCUUCUCUCUCACCCACAAUCUUUGUCGACACAAGUUCCACCCGACUGGUUUGCGGUUCCCCAUUGGUCUCCAAUAAAAUAGUUGGAGGAACUGAUGCACCAGAUGGGGCAUGGCCUUGGCAGGUCAGUCUGCGCUAUAAAGGGGGACAUAUCUGUGGGGGGUCCGUGAUUGCCACUCAAUGGAUUCUGACAGCAGCCCACUGCUUCUUAAAUUCCCUGUCUCCAUCAGACUAUACAGUUCGGCUGGGCGCAUACCAGUUGUCUCUGAUAAGUCUUAAUGAGGUCACGUACAAAGUGGACAGCAUUAUUGUGAACUCACAGUUUGUCAGUUCGGGACAUGCUGGAGAUAUUACCUUACUGAAACUGGCAAGCCCCAUGACUUACACCAAGUACAUCCUACCUGUCUGCCUGCUUUCAACAUCUGACAGCAUCACUGAAGGCAUGGAAUGCUGGGUAACUGGAUGGGGCACAAUUAGCUCUCAAGUGAACCUUCCAUAUCCUAGGACCUUGCAGCAAGCGGUGACCCCAUUUAUUAGUAGGGCAAAUUGUGAAAAGAUGUACCACAUUGGAUCCCAGGAUGCUUCUAAUACUGUGAAAAUACCAGCAGAUCAGAUCUGUGCUGGAUAUGCAGCUGGGAAGAAUGAUUCUUGUCAGGGUGACUCCGGGGGACCCCUUGUCUGUAAAUUACAGGGAAUCUGGUAUCAAAUAGGAAUUGUGAGUUGGGGAGAAGGAUGUGCCGUUGCCAACCGACCUGGAGUUUAUACCUUGGUACCUGCUUUCCAGUCAUGGCUCUCCUCAUAUAAUGCCGCAGAAAACCAAGUAAACAUCACAUCAGCACCCACCACUCAGAGAGCAGAUACAUCCUCCUCAUGUUCCUUAAAUAAAUCGACCUUUCUGUCUGGCUUCCUACUCUGCAUCUGGCUCUUUGCGGUGGCCAAGGACUAAGCUACUAAAAUACCAUAUCAGCUUGAGAUUUGCUAUCAUAGCAGCAAUUCCAUAAGCACCAGGAAUAUAUCCCUAUCCCUAUCACACCAGUUCUAUCAGAAGCCAAUCGUAUGUUGUUGGAGUAUGGGAGGAAACCAGAGUACCCAUGGAAAAACAAUGGCAACACAUGGACAACAUACACACUCCUUGCAGAGGAUGUCCAGGCUGGAAUCAAAAUCAAGAACCCAGAGCUGCAGGGAAGCAGUGCCACCCACUGAACCACCAUCCUGCCUAGCAAUAGAUUAAAUAUGGUGGCACUGACGCUAUUUUCCAUGACAAGUUUCACUGAUCACUGAUCAACUAAUCACAUACCUGAGGGGAUAAAGUUUACUUUAGUGCCUAUUCACUACAGUGGUUUAAUUAUUGUGAUUUUUAUUACUUUAACUUUAAAAAAAACAUAAUUUUUCAUGCUUUUACUCCUAAUGUUCUGUGUCAGUUUAAAGGAAAAGAUCUCUUAACCUUCAUGAGGGCCAAUCUCUGUACAUGUAAAAAUAAUAUAUUAACAUUAUAUAUUAAUAUAUAUAACAUUAUAUAAAUAAGUUAUGG